AUGAUUUCAAUUAGUCCCUGUUAUGCCAGCGCAACUCCCGAGCUCUUGACACAAGUUGUUCCAUGCGCCGGCCUGCAGGGCUGCGCCGACCUGCUGGUGGACACAUCGCCGCCUCUGCAGGGCAGCGCCGGCCUGCUGGUGGACACAUCGCCGCCUCCGCAGGACAGCGCCGGCCUGCUGGUGGACACAUCGCCGCCUCUGCAGGACAGCGCCGGCCUGCUGGUGGACACAUCGCCUCCUCUGCAGGGCAGCGCCAGCCUGCUGGUGGACACAUCGCCACCUCUGCAGGACAGCGCCGGCCUGCUGGUGGACACAUCGCCUCCUCUGCAGGGCAGCGCCGGCCUGCUGGUGGACACAUCGUCGCCUCUGCAGGGCAGCGCCGGCCUGCAGAGAACAAGAUCCAGCGCCAAGGUAUCGGACGCGAAAUGCACGGACCCGCUGCCGACAAUGGCGUCGGCGACCAGUACGUUGGCCGUGGAUGGUGAGAUGAUCGUCUAUACCUGCGACAGCAAGCAGUUCAACACCGGAGACUCGGCCGUCGUGGUGUACUGUGUGGACGGCAGGUGGCAGAACACCACUGGCAUCACCUGCACUAUGACCGAUGUAGGAGCUUGCACUCCUUCUUCGUUCUCGCCCGACGACACCUCUAUGGUAGUUGACAAAAGAGACACCAAUUUCGCUACACUAAAAUGCGCGAAUGAAACCCUCAAGUGGCUCUCGGGCGAACCUAGAAGGCUGACCCAGUGCCGAGCUGGGACAUGGACCCCCAUCAUGGACCUGUGUGAUCAAGCUUGUCCGAUACCGCGUGACUGUCACGAAGUGGAAGAGCUCGGAUUCAACAGGUCUGACUUCUACAUCGUCGUCCCUACCGGCCAAACGUACGACGCCAGCGUCAAGGUGUACUGCGAGCUUUCACUGAACGACACGGCGGGCGGCCACUGGACCAGAAUUCUCAGCAACAACGCCUCGAACUUCGUUGACGCCACAGGCUCUCAGUGGGAGACUGGCUUCAAUGCCACCGACCCAAGCACGCUGUUCAUGGGCCUGAGACACGUAAGCGCCCUCACCCGGGAACUCAAUGGAACUCUCCGCCCUCACGUUCUGGAGGUGAUCCUGCAGGUGGGGACUGUGGAGUACUUUGCAUCUUACGGGAACUUCACCCUGGGCUCGGUGAUCGACAAGUACCCCAUCCAGUCCUUGGGAACCUACCAUGGCAAUGCCGGGGACGGGCUAUGUCCCCACGUGCACAUGGGCUUCAACCGGGACACGACCAACAUCGGGUGGUGGGGGGACCUGGCCGACCGGGACGCCCUCAUCACGGAGGAGGACGGGUGCCUGCUGACCAACUCGUCAAUGAUAUGGCAGCCUCUGGCCAGCAAAGGCGCGGUCACGUCUGUCAGGAUGCGCAUGUGUUGUGGGGCUGUGGGUUGUGGGGCUGUGACGUCGCAAGCUGCGGGUUGUGGAGCUGUUGUGGGGUGUUAUGUGGCUGAGAUGCUGUUGAAAUUCUGUGUUUUAAUGUGUUUGAUUGUGUAG
Molecule: messenger RNA, 1533 nt
Organism: Hyalella azteca
Lineage: Eukaryota; Metazoa; Arthropoda; Malacostraca; Amphipoda; Hyalellidae
Exons: 9
Coding region: 1-1533 (510 amino acids)
Source: RefSeq, a predicted model, not a curated record